Otolemur garnettii (small-eared galago) is the source of this 2762-nucleotide messenger RNA. RefSeq names its product family with sequence similarity 219 member B (gene FAM219B). Bases 40 to 636 code for a protein of 198 amino acids. The record is from RefSeq and is a predicted model, not a curated record. NCBI's taxonomy places the organism in Eukaryota, Metazoa, Chordata, Mammalia, Primates, Galagidae. The transcript is spliced from 5 exons.
ACUGGGCGGGGCUGCGCUACGGCGGGGCGUGGCCAGGCCAUGGCGACCGCGGAGCCCACCGGGCGUGCGAUCCCGGCUCAGGUCCCAGGACUUCGGCCCAGCGGGGCCACCGGCCGAGUUGCCGGAGCUGCAGGGCCUCUCUCUGUGCAGAGCAGUACCAGAGCCCUCCGGCCGGGGGAGCGCACUCCCGCCGCCAUGGAGAAGAGGGGCCCCUACUUGGUGACGCGCGCACCCUCUAUUCAGGCCAAGCUCCAGAAGCACCGGGACCUGGCCAAGGCCGUUCUGCGGAGAAAAGGCAUGCUGGGCGCCUCGCCGAACCGCCCCGACUCUUCAGGGAAAAGGGCAGUGAAGUUUAACAAGGGCUAUACUGCUCUUAGCCAGACUCCAGAUGAAAACCUGGUGUCCCUCGACUCUGACAGUGAUGGGGAACUGGAAUCCAGAUACUCCUCCGGGUAUUCCUCUGCAGAGCAGGUGAACCAGGAUGUGAGCCGGCAGCUGCUCCAGGAUGGGUAUCACUUGGAUGAGAUUCCAGAUGAUGAAGACUUAGACCUCAUUCCCCCUAAGCCCAUGGCCUCUUCAGCUUGCUCUUGCUGCUGGUGCUGUCUUGGGGACUCUUCCUCCUGUACCCUCCAGUAGACAUCACCCUCCAAGACGGGCCCUGCUCACCCUGGUGGCCCUUCACGGCUCACAGAAUGCUUGGGAACUGCUGUGAGCCCAGAGUCCUUGGAAGUACUGGCCCUCUGGGAAAUCUAUAGCAUAUGGCUAGCCCUUAUCUGGUGCUUCUCAGGCCAGAGAUCCCCAUCUGGCUGUGGAGCAGAGAUGGAAUUCUGCAAUUAUCCUCUGCUAUUGGAGCAAGAGUUCAGAGAAGCCACUUUAAUGAGAGUAGAACAGUGGAAAUUUGGUUUUUGUGGUGGGUGACAAAAGUGGCUAAGGGAAACACUUGGAGCCUUAUUGACUGGUAUUUGUCGUGGUGCUUUAUGAGGGGAAAAAAGAUAACUUUUGUGCUUAGUAUGUCCUGGAUAGUGCUGUAUGGAGGCAGAAAAUAGCACUUUAUGGCUUGUAGCUGGGAAUCUGAAAAAGAAUGUAACUGCUUUAGACCAGUUCAGGAAAUUCCAUUAUGUUGUCUUCCUCUUCCCAGCUGUGAGUCACAGAUUUGACCUUUAAGUGUAAAGUAAGUCCCUUUGUCCAUCUUUAGCUUGCACCUGACAGGAUUAUAUAUAGCAGGUUGCUUAAUUACUCCACAGUACCACGGCUUCCAGAAUCCCUGGACCUGGACGGGUUAGUGAUUCUGGUCAGCCCUUCCCUAGUUAGAGGAAAACUGUCUCAACAUGUAUAUAUUUAUUUAUUUGUAUUUUCUUGGUCUUGACUAGUUUCUCAACAGUGUUUUCCAGCUAAAGUUGGUAUAAAGGUCCUGGGCCUGGCCCCAGCAGCCUGCAGUUUUUGUUAUUACCAGCAGAGGGAGCUGCAAGGAACAGUCUGGUGCCUUUUUGUUUAGCUUUUUUAACUUUGGAGCAGUAACAAUGGGUGAGAGUAGGUAUACUGGUGAGGGUGUGUGGGCUUUGACCCAGGGUGGGGAGGAGAGACCUAAGCCAGCUCGUAGGCCCCUGCGUGAGAUUAAGCUGCCAGUGCAGAGGGCCAUUCUAUUGCCAGAUUGUUCUGAGCACAGCGUAGUCCUCAGAAUUGGGCUUUACAGUAGAUGUCUGAAUGUAACAUAGCCUUUUGGCACUCCAGCCUGAACACAGCAGAAACAGGCAUAAUUUCCCCUGUGCCCAUCCCCACCCUCUGGAUAGCAUCUCUUGCUACACAGGCCUUCAUAGAAUUUUUUUAGUAAUUCCUUUUCUUUUUUUUUCUUGCCUCAUUCACGACUAUGGUGAGGUUUGAGUAAGCAUCCACAGGGUUCUUCUCAGCCUAAGGGGCAUAGUAGUCAAGAUUGGGGUGUAGGCCCCAUAUAGGAAAAUGUCUAGUCUCUUGCUUCAGUCAACAUCCUGGGACCACUAGAGGCACAUAAGGGAUGAUGUGGCCUCCUUUGGCUCUACUAUAGGAGGUGAUUAGAAGACUGAGAAAGAUAACCCUACUGGUAUUAUCUUUGUGUUUUUCUCAAAUUAUGGAAAGUUGAGAGGAAUAUGUAGUAUCUAGGAGCUGAUUUGCGCUUAUUAGCAAGUAGCAUCACUGAAGGGAGGUGGGACAGCGCUGAGGCACACCAGCUUGUGAUCUCAGGAACAGAGAAGCAGAUAUUAAUCUGUCCUGGAAUGGGACUCUGCAGCUCUCCCCAGGCAGCCAACAUUCAGAGCACUUUUUGUAAAUGCCUGCAGAGGAUAAGAGCAUCUCUACUCUGAACCCCUUCCCCAUCCCUGGGGACUGUUUCUGUAAAGGUGAAGUACACAUGUGGAAUUGGAUCAGAAUAGGAAGAUAGUGGUAAGAAACCCAGUGGGGCCAGAAUGUGCUGUGGAAGCCAAGUGUGGAACCACAUUUCUUUAGGCCAGUUGGUUAGGACAGAGUAGCCUGGGCAUUUUGGCAGCUGGUAGUAUUGAGGGUGGCAGGACCCUAAAACCAAGGCCCUCCCCUCUGCGUGGGUGCUGCAAUAAUCAAUACUGAUAUUUGGCUGUGACUGCCCCUGGAGAGGAUAUUUCAGAGCUGGUUGACCCCACAUAGGAGGGCAUUACCUUGUAGAAAAAGUUGCGGGGGGAGGGGGAGGACGUCCAUAUACUAGAGGUGGCAGGUUCAAACCUGGCCCUGGCCAAACCCUGCAACAACAGAAAAAA